CCGACCAUGUCCACCGAGCUCGAUCUCGAAUCCAUCCUCGAUUUCACCGUCGCCCUCGCGAAAAGGGCAGGCGACCUCAUUCUCGAAGGGUCGCUUGCUAUUCAGUCUGCCCCAGCAUCCAGCAUCAACGAGAAGAAAAACGCCGUGGAUUUGGUGACCGAAUUCGACGUGCGUGUUGAGGAGCUCGUCAAGUCUGAGCUGGGCAGCAAAUAUCCCGCGUUCAAGUUUAUUGGCGAGGAAUCUUAUUCUGCUGGCGAUCGCGCUCCGCUGACUGACGACCCCACUUUUUGUGUCGAUCCCAUUGAUGGAACAACGAAUUUCGUCCAUGGCUUUCCCUACGUGUGUAUAUCGCUGGGACUCAUCGUUAAGAAACGACCCGUGCUUGGCGUGAUCUACAACCCAUUCCUCUCCCAACUGUACACCGGAAUCAAAGGCCAUGGCUCCUUCCUCACCACCAGCGACGGAAAGCGGCUCAAGCUACCGCUCGCAUCGUCCCCCAAACCGCUGCCCUCCCUCUCGCAGGCCCUAAUCGCUGUGGAAUGGGGCUCAGACCGCGCCGAAAAGCCCAUUUCCGCUAAAUCCUCCUCGUUCGGCCGGCUCGCCGGCGACCCCUCACAGGUCCCCGGCGGCAAGAUGGCCCAUUCGCUGCGCUCUGUCGGAUCGGCGGCGCUCAACUUUGCGCUGGUGGCCCAGGGCGCCUUAGACUUGUACUGGGAAGUAGGGUGUUGGCCGUGGGAUGUCUGCGCGGGCGUGGUAAUCGCUGAAGAGGCUGGCGGCAUUGUAACUGGCUCGCGUGAAGUAUUCGCAGCCACGAGAUCUGAGGACUCGUUUGGCGAUGUCACUGAAGCCAUUCUGACGGGCAGAAAGUACAUCGUCGUGCGGGCCAUCGGUGGUGCAGAGGGAGAGACCACUAAACAGGCACAAAAGAGGAUCAUCGAAGAAUUUUAUGCGACUGUCGAAGACAUACAACCAAACUGA
Molecule: messenger RNA, 978 nt
Organism: Mycena indigotica
Lineage: Eukaryota; Fungi; Basidiomycota; Agaricomycetes; Agaricales; Mycenaceae
Product: Inositol-1-monophosphatase
Exons: 8
Coding region: 7-978 (323 amino acids)
Biological process (GO): inositol metabolic process; phosphatidylinositol phosphate biosynthetic process; signal transduction
Molecular function (GO): inositol monophosphate 1-phosphatase activity
Source: RefSeq, a predicted model, not a curated record